AUGAAGUUAUACACAUUGGUUAUCUGGUCUGCGGUGUUACUACGUUCGGUGCUGACAUUUGAUAUUCAACACAAUUUUACCGAGGAGCCUUAUGAAGACUCUGACGAUGUUGCUAGAGGUCGCCGAGAUGUAAUUGAAGAAGAAAAAUUCUACAAUGUAAGAACGGAUAAUAGGAAAGAUUUCAAUCAGCACACUCCAUGGCUGCCGGGACCUUUGCCUCCAGAAGAUCCUACUACGAAAAUAUCUAUCGCUAACGAAGCCCCAGAGCCGGCGCAAAUAUAUCAAACUACGGAAAGUAUAACUGAUAAGCCAACUGGUCGAGGAGCAAGAGCUUCCAACGAAAACUGGAUCAAACUACCGUUCCCGGGCCACGAUGACCACCGAGACGAUAUCUUGACCCCGCCGCAACCGUCGGGCGAGCUCAUCAAUUCUCGAAUGCCGCGCGUCAAUUUUGUGACCCAGAAUAAGGUUCUCGAAGCUUCCGAGUCGAGAAAUGAUAAAGAAUCGAUACAAAGACCAACAAGGACCGAUGAUUUAAGAACGGAAUUCGUAAGACCCGAAGAAGACAGAAAGCAAUACAAGCCCGUGUACCCGAGGCAGGCCGUUUAUUACCCGGAAGACAACAGGCGGCCGUACUACGAUGAUCGAUAUUAUGGUGCUGACGAUUUAUACAGGCGUGAUCCCUACUAUGAUUUAUAUGAUAGCAAAGGGUACUAUCCUGGGUACGGACCGAGAGUGGACAGAUAUGAUGAAGCGUACGAUAACUAUGUUCCUCGGAAGCCUAAGAGGAUUAUUUAUUAUGCUCAUUUACCCGAAGUUGUUCGGACGCCGCCAAGUGUUGAUUUAAGAUAUCGGUACACAGUCGACCCUUACAGACGCUUCGACGACGACUACUCAGCGCGAGCUGGCAGGUACGAUUAUAGAUUUAGAAACAGGUACCCUUACGGCCCUAUGCGAAAGGAUGAGAGAAGGUUUGGAUAUAGAGAUUUAGUUAGCUCCAGUACUAGUAAUAAAGACAAAAAAGUAGACGAGAAAGUAACACCAACUCCUGUUUUACCUCAAAAGGAAGAUAAAAAACCCAUGACAAAUAAUAAUAGAAACGGAAAUAGAAUGAUAAACAGUCAUCAGUACCAUGAUAUCGGCGACAGUUCGUAUAAAGACCAAACUCGUAAGGCGUAUAAGGAUCAAAAUAAUUCGGCCGACAGCUACCUCAGAUUCGAAGAGCCAUUGUUUCACACUUCCAUAGAAGAUCCAUAUCAAAGAAAAUAU
This is a messenger RNA of Brenthis ino (lesser marbled fritillary), 1269 nucleotides long. NCBI's taxonomy places the organism in Eukaryota, Metazoa, Arthropoda, Insecta, Lepidoptera, Nymphalidae. The record is from the annotation of a GenBank genome assembly.